Ectocarpus sp. CCAP 1310/34 is the source of this 1728-nucleotide messenger RNA. Lineage: Eukaryota; Phaeophyceae; Ectocarpales; Ectocarpaceae. The record is from the annotation of a GenBank genome assembly.
AUGACCCCGACAGCAAGAAACGCAAGUAUCCAGAGCCCGGCUUCCCAGCUUAAAGAUCAGGAGCGGAAAGAAAGGCGUAUCGUCGAGUGGGUGCGCGACGAGGAAUCGCUCAGAGCCAACGUCAGCGCCAACCCCAAGCUGUCUAAGGCCAAGCAAAUUCACGCUGGAGGCAAAGCUUCGACAGCCGACAUCGAAGAAGCCCUGGUGGAAUUCAUCAACGAUCAGCGCAAGCAUCACGUCGGCUGUGGUAGCAUGGCGGUCAUGAACAAGCUGCUUGAGUUGAAGCCGGAUACCCUUGGCGGGCUGACAGCCAAGCCGAAGCCGGAGGAGGCGUUGGCUUUCAAGUCCAAAUUCAAGAGCUGGUACCAACGUUUCCGCAAACGGAACAAGUUCAGCAUCCGCCGGCGUACAAGCGUGGGCAUAAGGCUACCGAAGGGACACGAGGGCAUGGCGUGGGCGACGUUGAUGAAGCUGCGUAAGGCUCUCCUGGAGCGUGCUGGCGAGAUCUACGCUCAGCGAUACCCGCCUGCACCUGGCGAGAGCCCCAUCAGAGGGGAGGACCUCAGUUCAUCGCAGCUGGAGUUGGUGACCGACGAAUUGUUCAAAGAUUUGGGCAACAUGGACCAGACGCCAGUCCAGUACGAGAUGCCGGUGGAGACGACUCUGGAAAAGACCGGUGCGAAGGAUGCCCGCAUCGCCACCGGAGCCGGCGUCUGUUGCAUUCGCACAAUUUUGAAACCUCUCCCCUACCCCCCAACAUCGUGUAUCCUCCCCCCCCCACCAGGAAAAGAGAAGGAACGCUUCACGCUCUGCCUGGCUGUCUCGGCGGAUGGCACGAAGGUCCCGCUGCGCAUCAUCUUCAAGGGUACGCCUUUCGUCCCGCCUGCCACGCCCGGGAAGGGAAAGGCGACUCAGCCGCGGAAGAACUCUAUCGCGUGGGAGGUACUUCCUGCGAACCGCUCCAAGCACGGGCUCCCCGUGGGAGGCAUGUCCUUCGGGGUGCAGGAGAAGAGCUGGUGUGACCUGCGGGAGUACAAGCUCUGGAUCAAGGACAGCUGGAAGCUCCGUCCCAACAACGGCAGCGUCGUCCGGCAGCGCCGAUGCAUCUUGGUGCUGGACGACUUCAAGUGCCACAAAGACGAUGGCUUCAUCGCGGCCCUUAAGAGGGAAGCCAACACCAUCGUCAUCUUCAUCCCAGGCGGGUUGACUCCUCUCCUCCAACCGCUGGAUCGCAUGCUCAACAAGCAGAUGAAGCGGCUGCUGCGGGGCAUGUACACGGCACACACGGCAAAGGCGGCCAGGGACCCCAAGACGGGCAAGCUGGCACCGCCGGGGCGUGGGGCCGUCGCUACUUGGUGCAAGAACGCGUGGGCAUCCAUCACCCCCGAGACAGUCAAGACUUGCUUCAAGAUCUGCGGCCUCACGCUCGCGCUCGACGGCAGCGAAGACCACGCCUGGUGCCUGCACAACUUCGGGGACGGCUACCGCGAGCUCCUGGAGCAGCAGCGCGUCGAAUGGCUUGCGGAACACCCCAACGUGACUCUGCCGCCGCUCCAACUUCCGAAGGUACCAGCCGAAUCAACCGCCAAUCACAUCGAGGCUGCAGCAAAGGAGCUCGAGGCGGGGCUUUUGCCUCGCGGCGACGACAGCGACAUAGAGAUUGAGGAUGACGACAGCGAUGUAGAAGUCGUGGAAGGGGCGGGGGAUGAAGAAGUGAUCGAGCGGUAA